This is a messenger RNA of Seriola aureovittata, 2129 nucleotides long. RefSeq names its product IgGFc-binding protein-like. The record is from RefSeq and is a predicted model, not a curated record. Bases 1 to 1971 code for a protein of 656 amino acids. NCBI's taxonomy places the organism in Eukaryota, Metazoa, Chordata, Actinopteri, Carangiformes, Carangidae. The transcript is spliced from 11 exons.
AUGCUCUACCUGCUGCUCUACCUGACGACAGUCUUUCAUUUUAGUACCUGUAGCUCUAUGGAGCUUUGUCAGGGAGACAACCAGUGCAUCAUAUGCACUGCAACUGGCCCCACUGUCAUCGACGUCCACGGCCAGCUUAACUCUGUGCGGGAUCGGUGUGCGUACACUCUGAUGAAGACCACAUCACUCCCAGAUUUCCAAGUGCACGCGACCUUCCAGGAACGACGGCGUAAAGAUGUCAGUUUUUUGGACCGUGUGAUCCUGCAACUGGACAAGCCAGCUGUUCAGAUUAAUCUGGAACAAGGUGGGAGAGUCCAGCUGGGCGACUUAAUAAUGAUGCUCAAUGACACAGCUCAGCUGGUUCAUGGUGUGGAGCUCUCUAAGGACCAGACCGGAGUGACCGCCAAGGUGUCGCAUUUGAACACCACGAUGACCGUCUUCUUCAAUGGCUACACUGUACAGAUACACAUUAAAGGACCAAGUGGACAAGUCCCAUCUGUGUAUGGUUUAUGUGGCAACUCCAGCCAGCCUUUGAAUGAAGUGAGGCUCUCUGAACACAGUGCCUCAGGCUGUGAGACGCAGUACGAGGACACUGCUAACAGUACAAUCAACUGCAACGACAUGACUGAACGCUGUAAUCUCCUGAAGGAGGCGUUUUUCACCGCCUGCCACACCCACAUCGACCCACAACCCUACGCUACUGCCUGCGCCAACACUUUGUGCAAAUAUUCUGCGGUGGACAGUCUUAACUGUCAGUUUCUGGAGGCUUAUGCCAGAGCCUGCAGCCUGUACAGCAAUGACACAAUGGAGGGCUGGAGGUCGAAGGCCAGCUGCUGUAAGACUGCCUACUGUCAGGACCGGUUCUGCAGCGCUCAUGAGUUCUGCGGCGAGAACAGCAUCAGUGGUGGAACCCGCUGUCACUGUCGGGCCAUCUUUGCCUCCACAUAUAGAACUCAAAACACUUUAGGUGACGGUGUGGUCUGCAAUAAGUCCUCUCUGUCAGUCACUCUGGUUGGUUGUCUCCUUCAAGACAAAGGCAUUCACUACUCUGACUUACACCUGUACGACAACACCUGCAGGGGUCAGAUGGACAACGUAACCCACAUGGUGACCUUAAGCUUCGACACCAAAAUCAACCCCUGUGGGAUGAUGAUCAGGAUGAACAACAAAAGCCAGAUUAUCAACAAGAAUGGCGUCAUCCUGGAGACCACCAAAGAGCAGUUGGCGGAUAUCACCUGUCCCUUUAUCAUACCAGAUAUAGACAUCGAUUUCUCAGUGGGCAUCAAAAUCAUAGGAGGCACCAACAAGUGUGUGGAGAACGAUCAAAACAUCAGCUGGACGUACUCUUACUCUGUAAAUGCAGGAAGUAUUGUCUGUAGUUCUAGACGUUCAGAGGUGUCUGUAAUUUGUGAGUACAAGAGAGAUGAAGUGUGUUUGUGUGUUUGUUUGUUCCCCAGUGGUUCGUACGAGUACGUGAUAACUGGAGUGUGGAACUACACUCUGACCAUGAAGGCCUACACCGACCCCGGCCGGACACAGACUGUGACUUCGAACACCGAGCUCAAACUGAACCAGAAGGUCUGGUACGAGCUGAAGACGGGCGGCCUGGAUGAUAAAGAGAUCGCUCUGGUGACGCACUCCUGCUUCGCCACCGACGACCCAACAGCAAACUCGAGUCUGAGAUACGACCUCAUCAUCAAUGGCUGUGCGAACCCUGCUGACCAAACGGUGACGGUGCAGAGCAAUGGAGAAGGAACGUACAACUACUUCUCCUUCAACAUGUUCCAGUUCAGCGGGAAGCAAGGAAACGUUUACCUGCACUGCAAACUGAACCUGUGUCUCAAACAGAACAAGACCUGCGCCCCGGUACGUCCCCAAAGACCCUCGCACCGACACAAUUACACGCAAGACGCCCCCAAUCCUGCAAGUACGAAACCAGAACAUCAGUUUUCAGAUCUGUGCUUUCAUUGAUAACAUGAUCUGUCAGCGUCGGUCACCUUUGAUACACUAAAUGGCCAGAAGUAUGUAGACAAGCCACGUCUCUAAUGUCUCUAAAAUGGUCAGAUUUAAGGAUAUCAGCACAUUAACCUCAAUAUUUUCAUUCGUCAGUUUCAGUCCAUAAAUAUCAG